AUCAGCUGAUCCCGUUGCCUCUUGUUGAUGCCUGUAGUUGCUGUUGUUUGGAGGCACAGAAGACACGCUAAAGCCCACGGAGGGUUACAGGGACACUUACGGAUACACCACUUUCUGUGAGAAGCCCGUGUUCUUGGACACUUUGGAUUCACCGAAGAACAGAGAGACAGAAGAAAAAACAGCUAGCCGUAAAUAUCGAGUCGUCGCUGGAAAGAAAAAGAACAGCGGUCAGCUCCCUUUGUCCUCACAGUCCGAGACGCAGUAUUCUUUUAAACGUCUCUAUUUUGUUUUUUGUUACCUUCGCUUCUACCGUAUUUAGAAGUUAAUUUAAAUUGUUUACUUAGCGAGAACAAGGUUGUGGUAGUUAGCAGCUAUUGUUAGCACACAACGCAAACAAACUUGGUGUUUUCGUAACAUGUAACCUCAGCUAACAACGAGGACUGUCUCCUUUGGACAACUUACUCUCUUCUUUCAACAGUCCCACAGAGACUCAUAACAAGCUCUAACAACGAGGACUGUCUCCUUUGGACAACUUACUCUCUUCUUUCAAUAGUCCCACAGAGACUCAUAACAAGCUCUAACAACGAGGACUGUCUCCUUUUGGACAGCUUACUGUCACGAGGACUGUCCCCUUUGGACAACUUACUGUCUAUUCUUUUAACAGUCUCGCGGAGACAUUUAACGUCAGUUAAGAGUGAGGACUGUCCCCUUUUGGACAGUUUACUGUCUGUCCUUUUUGUUUGAGUGUUUUGGCUGGAUCUCUUGGAGCCACAUAAGCUGCUGUCCAAACUUAAAGCUGUAGGAGAUAUUUGUGUCUCUUCAUUCUUCACUGACAUUAAUAGUUUACUUUUAGCCGUAUUGAUUUUUUUCCCCUUAACAACACAAACAAGACUGACUUCCAGCUGGAUUUGUGACUUUUGUGUUUGCAGGCGAGUUGCGUAAUUUAUGUGCAGUCUGCCAUUCUUUGAGAAGUAAUUUAUUUAAAACUAAUGUAUCCAAGCGGCUUUUAGGUGUUUGACCUUGUAUAAUUUGUUACCAAGAAUUUGUCAUGUGAUAAAGAAGCUAGUUACAUCAUCUUUUUUUUUUCUUUUUUAAACUUUGAAUUGCUGUCUGAUACUUUGGCUUUGAGAACUAAGCUGCCCACUUUGUGAAUUCAAACUUGUGAGACGGUACUGAGAUUAGGGAGAAACGAGCAGAGAAACAGGGUUCCUCACAGGGUUCCUUGUCUUGAUGUGAGGUGAGCCACCCUCCACUACUUGCCAAUGCUGGAUCUGGAAGUAGUGCCUGAGAGAUCACUUGGAAAUGAACAAUGGGAAUUCACCUUAGGAAUGCCAUUGGCCCAGGCCAUCUCUAUUCUGCAGAAACACUGCCGUAUCAUCAAAAAUGUCCAGGUGCUAUACAGUGAACUGACGCCACUCAGCCAUGACCUCAUACUGAAUUUAACUCAGGAUGGGAUUAAACUGCUGUUUGAUGCCACAAACCAGAGACUCAAGGUGAUUGAAGUGUAUGACCUGAGCAAAGUCAAGUUGAAAUACUGUGGAGUCCAUUUCAACUCUCAGGCUAUUGCUCCCACAAUAGAGCAAAUAGAUCAGUCAUUUGGAGCUACACACCCUGGAGUUUACAAUGCUGCAGAACAGUUGUUCCAUCUCAACUUUCGUGGACUCUCCUUUUCUUUUCAACUCGAUUCCUGGAACGAAGCUCCAAAGUACGAGAUUCCACAUGGAGCCAUGGUCAAAAGGAUGCACAUCUACACUGGCAACAACCUGCAAGAAACAAGAGCUCCCCUGAUGCCUUUGGCUUGUUUCCUUGGCAACGUCUAUGCAGAGAGUGUGGAUGUUAUGAGAGAUGGUGCAGGGCCUCUCGGGCUUAAGCUCCGCCUUCUCACUGCAGGUUGUGGUGCUGGUGUGAUAGCUGAUGGCAAAAUAAAAUCCUUUGAGAGGAACAUCUACUUUGGAGAUUCCUGUCAAGACGUCCUGGGUGCCCUUGGUUCACCGCAUAAAGUUUUCUACAAGUCCGAGGACAAGAUGAAGAUUCACUCUCCAUCGCCUCACAAACAGGUUCCCUCAAAAUGUAACGACUACUUCUUCAACUACUUCACACUCGGCGUGGAUAUCCUGUUUGACUCAACCACUCACCUGGUUAAGAAGUUUGUGCUCCAUACCAACUAUCCUGGACAUUACAACUUCAAUAUAUAUCAUCGAUGUGAUUUUAAGAUUCCACUAGUUAUCAAGAAAGGAGAUUCACAGACACAAGAGUGCAUCUUAACAACUUACAGCAAGUGGGAUCAGAUUCAGGAGCUACUGGGACACCCGAUGGAAAAGCCUGUAGUGCUCCACAGGUCUUCUUCAGCCAAUAACACAAAUCCAUUUGGUUCGACCUUCUGCUUUGGACUGCAGAGGAUGAUCUUUGAGGUGAUGCAGAAUAACCACAUAGCAUCGGUGACACUCUAUGGAGCCCCACGGAAUGCCAGCCUAGCCCGACCUGAAUCUAGUACUAGUACUCACUGAUCAAGUAACCUACAUACUCAUUCUGGCCUCAUUUGAUUCUACUACCGUCACUGUCUCAACAUCCGAUUCGGAACGAGCUUCUCAACCAAGCAAAUUGAACGCAAGUCCAUCAGACAUCACCAGAGUAGCAAAUAAGGCUGAGUGUGAAUCCUGAGCUGGCAUUCGCAAAUCACAGCUAUUACUGGUUUAUUUGUCCAGUCAGAUAAAUCCGGCCUGCAGACACCCAGCAUGAACUGCCCAAAGAUUGUAGCUAUGAUCCAGCGAUGAAAUGAAACAUGGUGGAAUGAUCUCCAUUCACCUUUACUCCCGAGGUGUUCCCGCCCAAGACUGGACUCUUCUUUGGAAUGUUUCCAUCGAUAUGAAGUUAUGUCUGUCUGUGCGCAACGGGCACAUCAGCUCGUUUGUCAAGAUCAGUAUUCAUUCAGUCAUCCAUCUAAAAACAUUGUGCAUCAGACAGAGCACACUAGCAGCGCUAACAUUUGUGAAUUGCCUCGACCGACCAAUGGACUGCACUGCCAGCCCAAACAGGACCGUCCGCCUUCUGACGCACGACAGCCUGCCACACCGAGAAUCACCACAGAGCUGAACAAAACCUGAGCUGUCUCAAGAAGAUCCAAACACGCUCUGAGCUGCAAUCCGAGCCAAAACCUAAGAGUCAAAAAACCCGGCUCAGUAAGACCAGCUGCGAACCUGUGACCCAACUCCUCCACAACCUCAUACUUUCUACAAACCAAGUUUUUCUUUUUAGCUCCAAGCUGCUAUUUGAACAUCGUGGUAUUUGCGUUACACUAAUUCUUUGCCUAAAUACGGACUCUUGCACAAACGUUGAACGGCAGCGAGCGUUUGCACGUGUUCAGCUACUGGUUUUCAGAUUGACAUUUCAGUGCUUCAGAUUUUCAUCAUUCAGGCACACGCAAAGCAUUUCAGCCCCUCUCACUGCUUGCAUCUACUACACGACAGCUCAUGCAUUUAAGCAGACACACACACACACACACACACACACACACACACAGAUUUGCAUGAACGUGAUUGAUGAAUGAGAAGAAAUGAUUACAAGCACAAUCUGGCAACAUAUUUUAGACUGUAUGUUCUUUGCAUGCUGUGAGGGACACAGACUUGCCACAGCCCCCCUCCCACCUUGUGUUUUACACUCUCACUCAGUUUGCAACUUGAUGAUUUCAGUUUUCUUUUACAUUUGCACUAAUGUACACGUUUUGACUUCAUUGUGUGUUGGUUAGUCGAGCUUCUAUGUGUGAAGGUGGGUGGCGUUACGCACUGUGUUGGCCGCCGUAUAUAUUUUUGUUUCUCCACAUCUGAUCAUUACUCAGCAGUCCAAGUCUCAGCAAUGUCUGCAUUCUUUUUUUUUUCUUCUUCUUCUUAAAUUGCCAAAUGUGAUAGCCAAAGAUGUUCCAGAAUCAUUUCAGCAGAUCUUUAAUCUGCCUAAUGGUGAGACAUGUACAUCUUUUCAUUCGCGAUGGCACAAUAGUGAUACUGGAACCUUCAGUAUCUGCUAAUACUGUUUCUCAUCUUAAAAGAACUAAUCUGUUUAAUAAAGCCAUUUGUCUGGGUGUACUUCACUAACGUAGCCAUCUAACAAAACAAAAAAACUGUGAAACAAACACUGUACGUACUUCCCGAAAGGAAAAUGUACAUAACUCAGAUGUGCAAUAGGAGACUUGGGUGGGAUCAGGGUAUAUUUAUUAUUACGACCACACCCCCCCCCCCCCCCCCCCCCGAUAAGAUUUUCACACGCCAACUUUGAAUAGAAAUCAUUGUUACAUUCACUCAUUUAAGUUCACCAUUUAAGUUCAGGUUUCUAUAGCUGCUUAAUAUAACUCGAAAGGAAGUCACCUGAGCGCAUACCUCCACUCCAGCUGUGUCUGCUCCGUCACGUGAUGUUUAAAAAAAAAAAAGAAAUUACUUUAUAAAUCUGUGGCACCACCUCAACAUAUAAUAGAUCCUAGUUCAGGCUCAACCCAGCAUUUUCAUCAAGUUUUGUGAAAAUGGAUUUGAACAACAUGCCCUGGUUUUAUAAUUUUUAACAUAGCAUUAAAACAAACAAACAAAAAAAGAAGAAAUAAACAAGUUUCUGGUUUUUGUGUUCUGGGCCAGGACCUACAUUCUUUUUAAGUCUGGUUAAAAAUAAAUAAUGAAUUCAUGGUUAAAUAUUGUAACGUUAUUCAGAUCUAAACCCAGAAUAUACUUUUUCUUGAACCCACAGCCAGUUUUCACCUGAUCUUGAAUUGUUCUCAUUGUGCCACAUUCUAAGCAAAGACGUGUCAUAACCUUCUGAGAGUGUGGUAACCGGACCGGGGUCAGUUAAGCCGGUACCUUACAGACCAGCAAAUGCUAACAUACUGAAUCAUGGGUUUCGUCAGGGUUAAUAAAAGAUGGCAAACAGUUUUUAAAGCCACAAACAGUUUUUCUUUUUGCAAAUAAAUUCUUGAAAUAGGUUUAUUUUUCCGCAUGCAUUUGUAAAUGGUCCUAACGUGUGUCACUACAACCACUCCCUGACAUAAGCAGUGUACCUUUUCUUCUUUUUUCCAUCUCGUCUGCGGCAGGAGCCAGACAAAACCCACUGGCACACAAUUUCUCAUACCAAUGUGUGUCAUUAGAUGGUACGCUUGAAAAGCCAUCUUGACACUUGCACAAAUUUGAUCUCUGCACUGCCAUGCAAUAUUACAUGCCAUUGAGUAAAAUCAUCGUCAUCUGUGUGAUGCUCUGCAUGCAGUGACACGCAGUGUUGGCGAAUAUGUUCAUGACUAGUUUGUGCAAGUGGCACGAAAUUUAUGUGCACUGGAAAUUUUGAACAUUUCAAAAUUUUUUUUGCACACUGGCAACGCAGUCUCGCACAGUUUAUUCACACUUUAUGAUGAGUUUACUCAUUGGCACGUAAGAUUGUGUGCCACUGUGAGGAUAAAAUUCAUGCAAGUGUCAAGGUGGCUAAAACAAUUCUUCCUCUAGGGCAGCAGCAUGUUGGGAUUCUUUUUGACAUGAAUUAAUCUUCUGUAUAGUAUAGGUCAGGAGAAAUCUGAAUGCUGGGGAGGGGAUGUUUACGAUUCUUGCCUCUGUCAAAGAUGCGUGUUUUUGCCGACUCUGGAGUGGACAACAAACCUUAAUUUAUGAAGCCACUGCUGAGGGUUUACAUGCCCAUGCACAUCACAUGGAUUAGAAUCAAACAUGGCAACAUCUUUCCAGGCAGUGUUACAUGAUAUUUUGUUCACAUCUGAGGUGGAAAACAGAUGUUUGUAAGUAGACAAAAUGUGAUUUAGGAUCUAGCUUUGAUACAGAUUUGUUUGCACUAACAUAUAUGAGGGCAGAUGUUUAACGUGGAGCUUUUAGAAAGUAGGAGGAGAUUCCAGGAAUCGGGAGGGAGAUUUUCUUUGCUCACUCAAAAAGUAGUCACAUAUUUUAAUUUGGGAAAAACAAAGCCGAUGAGUCGUGGUUUUAGAACUGUUGUCAUCCAGUGAGGUGGUGGAGCUGCAAUGUUCCUGCCAUUCUGAUCCGUCUGUGACUUUACAUUCACACAAAACACAAAAAUUAUACAAGUUAUCAGCGGUAAAAUGAUGAUUUUGCUGCCACUUGCUUGUGGAAGUCAUACAGACAUUAAGAAAAUCAUGUCUAUUAAAAAAAAAAAAAAAGAAUCUUUUUAACAUUGUGCCUGGAGCCGGUCUUUGACUUCUGCCUCUCUUCUGUAAAUCUCUUUGUACACAAAAACUCUUUGAGAAGGUGUCAUGGUUCAGAAUGAAUGUGUGCGUGUUUUUGAGAGUAGCAACAAGCUAAAUUGUUAUGGUCGGUUGCCAUUUUCAUUUUCCUGUUACAGCACAAAAAUACAGGUGGGAUGUGUUUUCCAACACUUAUUUAACUUUUUUUUUUAAAUGUUAUUCUGUUCACAUAAUAUAUUUUUCAUGUUUAUGUGCUGCUUGUUAACAUCACAGCCAGAAGCAAAUUUCCAAAUACUACUUAUGAAUUUAGACAUAUCGUGUAUUUAAAGAGCCGCCACUUAAAAAGUUUCAGCCAUGCAUCAUUAGCCUGGUGUGUUUACUCUUCCAAGUAACUUAAAGAUAACAUUGAUGAGACUAAGAGGAAGAACUUGCAAACAUUUUGGCAGCAUUCUGCUUAUUUCACCACAUCUUUGCUCCAUCCCGCCUCUGUCAUAAAGGCAAAACUGCAUUUUAAUACAUGUUCCAGUGUCGUCUUUCUGUUAUGGCGUAUCGCUAAUGUACUGCUUUUAAACAUCAGUGUUUCUUUCCCAUUGAAAACACGCACUUUAGUACCUCAUUAAACAUGGUUUAAAGACAUUAUUCGCCUUUGUGUCCAGUCGAGGGAGGCGUCGCUGAACACAGAACAUGCUAACUAAAAUGGGAACUGACACUUCCUGAAAACCUGCAAAUAUAUUUUCAAAGACAAUACGUAGGAAGUUCCUGCUGUACUGUAUUGAAGUAUCAUCCCAAAGUCCAGGAUUAUUUGUUUGGUUUUGGUGGAGGUGCACACUCUUCUACUUGUUUUCAUUUUGAAAUAUAAAUCCUCCCUGUUGCUGAAAACCCAGAUUAGGGGUCACAGAUUUGCAUUUGAAACACUGUAAAGGCAUUUCCUGUGUGACCUGAAUCAACCUGCAGUACUUGACUAGAAGCUGAGAAGAGGAUUUAAAUGGUCUUUCGUCCACUAGUUAUUUACACAUAAAUUUUCAGACAAUUUUUUUUUGUUUUUUGUUUUUUUUGAGGGGGGGCCUUAUGGGACAAUGAGUCCAGUGCAGGAAGUCGACCUGCUCUGUCCUCAGACCCAUGGACACACUGGACUGAAACAGCUGUAUGUGUUUUGCUUAACAUUUCAUGUGCAGUUAGCAUUUCAUUAAAGAAAAGAAGUUUUGAUUAAAAUUUGUGUCCAAGUUUUGAUAAGUUGAUCAAGGUGUAAAAAAAAAAAAAAAAAGUUGUUGCAAUCAUCAACCUGCUCUGUGUUCAGUGACGUCUGGCACCAAAUUUCAUGAGGUCUUUAUACUACAAGUCGCGGUUGAGGCUAAUGUUUAAGUGUCAUCUGUAGUUUGUAUUUUCUUUAACCUCCAAAUCUGGCUGUUUCCAGGAAACCUUUUUUUUUUGUUGCUAUAUGUCUGUAAUAUAUUAAACAAGUUUCACAGUUGUAAAUAAGAAGUAAUUUGCAUACAAUGAUUUUUGGUGAACCCCGCCCAGUGCCACAGAUUAUCAGUGUUGUGUUUAUGAGACAGAAGUGGGUGGAACCAAGUUCAUCUCCCCCAAACUCAGGUGGAUAUAUUGCAUCUUUUUUUUUUUUUAAGAAAAGCAAAUAUUUAAAAGUGGAGGUUUGUGUGCUUUUAUGUUUCAUUUCAUUGGUAUGAUAGAAUGGCAAAUGAACAGUUACCAUAAUCAGAUAUUGUAACUUAUAAUGCACAGCUUUGACUUGGUGUAACGAUGAUCUCGUUAAUGCUUCGUAUUGUCUGUGCUCUCGCUGUCUUGCGUUUGGAUCCCUGUUUUGUUUUGUUUUGUUUUUUGCUAUUCUUUAAAUUUGGGGACAGUUUAAACUUGCCCAUUUCUGGAAAUGGUGCAGUUAUAUGUCAGAAUUUGUAUAAAUCAUUGGAAUGUGGCAUUUUAUAUUUUGAAUACUAUAACGUUGUGUAUGAAGUUGAAUUAUUCAGCAUGUCCACUGAAAAAA
This is a messenger RNA of Thalassophryne amazonica, 8171 nucleotides long. RefSeq names its product chromosome 8 C16orf70 homolog (gene phaf1). The record is from RefSeq and is a predicted model, not a curated record. Gene Ontology annotation, biological process: Golgi to plasma membrane protein transport. NCBI's taxonomy places the organism in Eukaryota, Metazoa, Chordata, Actinopteri, Batrachoidiformes, Batrachoididae. The transcript is spliced from 16 exons. Bases 1263 to 2507 code for a protein of 414 amino acids. Gene Ontology annotation, cellular component: trans-Golgi network; dendrite; synaptic vesicle membrane.